Molecule: messenger RNA, 1668 nt
Organism: Talaromyces rugulosus
Lineage: Eukaryota; Fungi; Ascomycota; Eurotiomycetes; Eurotiales; Trichocomaceae
Exons: 1
Coding region: 1-1668 (555 amino acids)
Biological process (GO): amino acid transmembrane transport
Cellular component (GO): membrane
Molecular function (GO): amino acid transmembrane transporter activity
Source: RefSeq, a predicted model, not a curated record
AUGAACGCUUUGUCAAGCCACGACUCACACCACCCCACCGAGAUGGUCUCUCAAGACCGUAAGGAUGAAGAGAAAGCUAUGUCCACGGAGGUCCCUGGCGGAUCCGACGCAAUCGCCAAUGGAUACUACGAAGAACGCCAGGCCUUCAAACAGGGCCUCCGGGAGCGUCAUAUUCAAAUGAUCGCCUUGGCGGGAACCAUAGGAACCGGUCUUUUCCUCAGCUCUGGUCGUGCUGUUGCCCAUUCAGGGCCUCUAGGCGCGUUUCUAGGAUACACGAUUAUCGGGUUGUCUGUCUCCAGCAUCAUGUUUGUUGUGGGAGAAUUGGGGGCUCUGGUACCGCUCAAUGGAGGCAUUGUGCGUUAUAGCGAGUACUUUUUCGAUCCUGCUCUGUCAUUCGCGAAUGGUUGGAACCUAGUUUAUUCGUAUCUCGUUUCCAUUCCAGCAGAGAUCACCGCUGCUGCGGUUCUUAUUGAGUUUUGGGUUACCAUCAACAAUGCAGUCUGGAUUACAAUUUUCGGAAUCUUGAUGGUGGCCACUGCAAUCUUCCUUGUGCGGGUAUAUGGAGAGUUGGAAUUCGCCUUCUCGAUGUUGAAGAUUAUGCUUGUUAUUGGAAUCAACAUUAUGGCUCUCGUCAUCACUUGCGGAGGAGGCCCUGACCAUCGGACAAUAGGGUUCCAAUACUGGAGAAACCCGGGUCCAUUCGUGCAGUAUUUGGGCAUCAGUGGUUCUCUGGGCCGCUUCCUCGGGCUCUGGUCGACAAUGAACAACGCCAUUUAUUCGUACUCUGGCAUUGAGGUCAUCACCACCGCUGCCGCGGAGACAAGGAACCCAAGACGCGCAAUUCCCCAAGCUGCCCGACGUAUCUUCAUCCGUGUGUUACUGUUUUACAUCCUGACUAUUUUCAUGAUCGGCCUUGUCGUACCUUCAAACGACCCGGAUCUCGUCCAUUCCACGGGCACUGCCUCACAGUCCCCUUUUGUCAUUGCUGCAACCCGGGCAGGUAUCAAGGUUGUCCCAUCUAUUAUCAACGCGGUCAUCCUCACUUCUGCAUGGUCAUCUGGAAACUCCAAUAUGCUCAGCGGGUCCCGAAUCCUUUAUGGUAUGGCAGUCCAUGGACACGCACCUGCGGUCUUCCGUCGCUUGAACCGAUUCGGCGUGCCUUAUGCAGCGGUAGCGUUGUUCGGCCUGUUUAUUUGCUUGGGCUACAUGACUGUUUCCAGCACUGCUAGUACUGUGUUUACCUGGCUGCAGGAUCUAGUUUCAAUCUCGACGCUUAUCAACUGGAUGAGCAUCUGCAUCGUCUAUCUCCGCUUCUACUACGGAUGCAAAAAACAGAGUAUCGACCGCCACAGGGAUCUUCCAUUCGCGGCGCCCUGGCAACCGUAUACAACCUGGGCGACGUUGAUUCUAUUUACUGUGCUACUUAUCACUGGCGGGUACAGCACUUUUAUUCAUGGGGAGUGGAGUGAUGAGACGUUUGUUUCUUCUUAUAUCAAUAUCCCUAUCAUUUUGUUGCUCUAUUUCGGGUAUAAACUGUGGAACAAGAGCAAGAUUAUUCCCCUCGACGAACUGCCCAUCAAGGCUUUCAUCGAAAUCUAUCAGAGGAACCCAGAACCGGCACCGAAGCCAAAACGGGGGCUCCACAAGUUGAACAUCUUAUGGGCUUGA